Molecule: messenger RNA, 903 nt
Organism: Pieris macdunnoughi
Lineage: Eukaryota; Metazoa; Arthropoda; Insecta; Lepidoptera; Pieridae
Source: the annotation of a GenBank genome assembly
AUGAACUAUCGCCGUCUCGCGUACAUAACAAAAGCAGAAGAAAAAAUUAAGAAUAUCAAGGAAGCCAUGGAGGUAUUUGAGAACUGGACCGCGGAAUUGGAGAAGAAUAAAGAAGGGACACAGAAAAAGACUGUCAAGAAAGAUAAAGAAGAUAGUAACGGAGAUGCUAAGGACGAUAGUGAUUCGGAUGUUGAUAUGGAAGAAUCGAAAGAGAAGAAAGUGAAGAAGGAACUUCCUCCAGACACGGUUCCAGGGCUCGGGUUUAAGGAUAAGGAAGCAACAGAUAACACAUUAAAAGAACUCGAAGGCCGUGAUCCCGAUUAUCAAAAGCUAGCUGUCAGAGGUCUUAUUGGAAGAGCAAAGAGAGUUUUGACAUGUACUCGUGACGAGACCAAAAUAGCAAACAUAAAAGAGUCAAUAUCGAUUUUCGAGAAGUUUCUAGAUGAUUUUGAAACUCUACAUUUAAGUAAGCAAAAUAACCCUUACCUACCACUCGGAAUUGUCCGUACUUGCCUCCGCUUGGCCGGAGACAAUGUUACAGAUCAGCAGAAAUCAUUUAUAGACGCCUAUUCAUCAGUGAAUGGUGAAUAUAAACGUCUCCGUACGGUAUUAGAGAAGGAUGAUGGGAAAUCUUGGGAUAUUGUUAGGAAUGCUGCACUCAAAGAUCUUAAAGAAAAGUAUGUGGAUGCGAAGUUGUAUAAAGAAAAUGAUGAACCAACAAACGAACAUUUAGAACUUUUACUAUGGGCAUAUUCGCCUGAUGCAGCUCGUGUCAAAAAGGUGAUACCAGACACAAAAUCUGAGGAAGAAGCACCAAAAGCUAAAGAAAAGAAACAUAAUGAUACUGAUAGAAAGCGGCGACACAGUGAUGAGGAAUCUCCAAGCAAGAAGAAGAAGGAAUAA